Salvelinus sp. IW2-2015 is the source of this 1351-nucleotide messenger RNA. Its product is annotated as 28S rRNA (cytosine(4447)-C(5))-methyltransferase-like. Gene Ontology annotation, molecular function: rRNA (cytosine-C5-)-methyltransferase activity. Gene Ontology annotation, biological process: maturation of LSU-rRNA; rRNA base methylation. The record is from RefSeq and is a predicted model, not a curated record. Gene Ontology annotation, cellular component: nucleolus. NCBI's taxonomy places the organism in Eukaryota, Metazoa, Chordata, Actinopteri, Salmoniformes, Salmonidae.
CAUGUCUUCCUAAUCCUACGUCCUGUCUCUCAGGACGAGUCUGACAUCCAGCGGUUGGCCCACCUGCAGAAGGAGCUCAUCCUGGCGGCCAUCGACUCGGUCAACGCUGAGUCUCCCUCUGGAGGCUAUGUGGUGUACUGCACAUGCUCUAUCAUGGUGGAGGAGAACGAGUGGGUAGUGGACUAUGCUCUCAAGAAAAGAAACGUCAAACUCGUCCAGACUGGACUGGACUUUGGCAAAGAAGGUUUCACCAGAUUCAAAGAGAGACGAUUCCAUCCCUCUCUGAAACUCUCACGCCGGUUCUAUCCUCAUUCCCACAACAUGGACGGUUUCUUUGUGGCCAAGCUGAAAAAGUUCUCCAACACGGUCCCAACCACAGCAGUUGACAAAGACGGAGAAGAGGAAACCGAGCCAUCUGAGGCAGUAGAGGUUACAGCUGAUUCCUCUGAUGAGGACGGGCCACCUAAAGCAGGGUCUAAGAACAAGUCCAAGAAGCAGAAGCCAGUCCCUGGCAAGCCAGCUGUGUCACAGAAGGCCACAGCCAACGGGAAGCUAGCCAAAAGCAUCGGCAAGAAAACAACAAACCCAAGCACCUUGAAGAAGAAUGAGAAACCAACCGGGCCGAAAAAGGCAAAGAUUGCUAAGAUGGAUGGUGGGACUGUGAAAGUGGACGGAGAGCUCAAGAAGUCCAACACAGUCAAAACAGAAGGGGAGACGACCAAAGAGUCAAAGGAAGGGAGCAGGUUUGAGAAAAAGGGCGAUAAACAGAGGAAAUCCCCCAUGCAGAGCAAGAAGAGAAUGGGGAAGAACAAAUUCAAUAAGUUGAAGAAGCUGCUGAAAAAAGAAGAGGUUGGACAAUGAACAUGUAUAAAAUGUUUAUGAAAAUGAAGACUGUAAUUAUUUUGCAGUUGUCGCUAGUCAGAGAGGUCUAAUUGUCAUAACAGAUAAGUAAUUUUCACAAGAGUUGAGCAGAGUAUGUUAGGAUAAAUAUUGCCUCCCUCCAGACUGAAAAUCACUGCAGUAGGCUCUCCAUCAAGGGCCCUGAGCCUCAGCCCCCUUUGGAGUAGGUAGAUGAUGUCCCUAAYCACACAGAUACUAGAUCAGAAAUGUUUCAUGGCCCUCGUGGAUGAUUGGUUCUAGGUUAGGAAUAUGGUAAUAUGAUCCUAGCUCUGUGGUUGAGGGCAAUGUUCUAACUUCAACUCUCGUUAAACAUCACAACUUCACAUUUUAUUCCUUCCUUGCAAUGUUAUCUGUUUGGUUUAAUUUCAUUUUGUGUCUUUUGGUUAAAUUGAUAUGUAUUGUAAAGACUAAUUCUUGAGACAAUAAAAUGUUUCAGGUUGUUUGACAUAUA